AACAGGUUGAAAUUUACAAUGAGCUUAUCGGCAGAGGAAAUUUUGACUGAGGUCUGUGGUGCGCCGCCAAUUUUGCCGGACAUCAAAGAUGAAUUAUGCGAGUACAUCGAGUGCCCGGAGAAACUACCGAUUCACCAGGUGGAAAAUGUCCAGCUGUACUGGCCUCGGGAGCCGAAUAUUUUGUCGCUUCUAGAGUAUGAUUUGUCACCUCUCGAUGUCCUCAAGACAGUCUCGACAUCGAACCUAGACCUAGAAAAUAAUUUACGUACUCUAGCAAAAGGAUUCCUAGCUGGUGUUGAGUUUGGAAACGACAAUUGCACUCCGAAAGACAUUGCCAAAGACGAGCCGAAAAACCACCACAAGAAAAAGCCCAAAGGCAAGCUAGAAAAAGUCAAUUUAAUGGCGAUGGUCAAUGAAGAAGGCAACAAACUAGGUCUCUGGUCGUCUUCUAACUCAACCGAGACAGAAGAGAUAAAAAAAUUCGACGACACUGCCGCGAAUCUUGAAGAGAUUGACGAUCUUGUAAUCGACGAUUCGCAUAUUCCAGUGCUAAAACUCGUGGAGAAACCCAAAUCAAUGCUAGCAGAGUGGGCUGAGCAGCUGGACGUUUCAGUACCGGUUCCAGAUUUCGACAAACGUGUGCCAAAACCAGCCAUUACUUUUGACUACGAGCUCGACACCUUCCAAAAACAAGCUAUCAUAAAGCUGGAAGAGGGCUGCAAUGUCUUUGUAGCUGCUCACACUUCUGCUGGCAAAACAACAGUUGCUGAGUACGCAAUCGCAUUAAGUCAAAGACACAUGACCCGUGUAAUCUAUACCUCGCCAAUAAAAGCCUUGUCCAAUCAAAAGUACCGCGACUUUAAACGCAACAAACACUUUGAAAGUAUUGGAUUAGUUACCGGAGACAUUCAAAUAAAUCAAACAGCUAAUUGUUUGAUUAUGACGACUGAAAUUCUUCAAACAAUGUUGUACAAUGCAUCCGAGGUACUAAGAGAUCUUGAGUAUGUAAUUUUCGACGAAGUUCAUUAUAUAAAUGAUGAAAACCGUGGACAUGUUUGGGAAGAAAUUGUAAUUUUAUUACCGCCUAAUGUCAAUAUUGUUAUGCUGUCAGCGACAGUUCCAAAUCCGCUGAUAUUUGCCAACUGGGUUGGCAAUAUAAAGAAGCGAAAAAUGUUUGUAAUAAGCACUCUUAAGCGGCCGGUACCGCUGAAGCAUUAUCUGUACACUGGAACUGACGGCAAGACACGCAAUGACAGGUUCUUGGUUCUGGACGGAGAAGGUCAGUUUAAUUUAGACACCUGGUACAAAGUUAAACAGCUGAAGGAUUCUAAGAAGCCCAAAAAUCAGGACGUUAAGAAUGUUAAUAAGAGAAUACAAUUGACACCAAAGCAAGAGAAGACAAUGUGGGAAGCUUUUAUAGCUCAUCUAAAAGAACAUGAAAAAUUACCUGUAGUUAUUUUCACCUUGUCGAGAAAUCGAUGUGACAUGAACGCAGAUUCCUUGACUUCGGUUUGUUUGACGACAGAAACUGAAAAAGGACACGUGAGAGCUUUUUUUAAAAAAUGCAUUAAACGUUUGAACGACGCAGAUCGGGAGCUGCCUCAGAUCAAGCGGAUGGAGAGUCUCUUGGAGCGAGGCAUCGGGGUUCAUCACAGCGGAAUUCUGCCGAUUUUGAAGGAGAUAAUUGAACUAUUGUUUCAAAACGGAGUGGUGAAAUUAUUGUUCGCUACUGAGACUUUUGCGAUGGGGAUUAACAUGCCAGCUCGGACUGUUGUUUUUGAUUCGAUACGAAAAUUUGAUGGGAAACAAUUCCGCGGGCUGCUGCCUACGGAGUACAUUCAAAUGGCCGGACGUGCUGGACGCCGAGGACACGACAAGUCGGGUACUGUAAUAAUAAUGUGCAAGACAGAGGUGCCCCAUUUUAUGGACCUGAAAGCGAUGAUGUGCGGCGAACCGCAGAACCUACAGUCUCAGUUUAAAAUUACUUACUCGAUGGUACUGAAUUUGAGGCGAGUCAGUGAGUCGGUUAGUGUCGAGGAUAUGAUGCGCAGGUCUUUUAAAGAGCUAUCGCUGAUUACUGAUACUACUAAGAGGAAGACUGAGCUGAUUGAAGUGGAAGAAGCGCUGGCGAAACUUCCACCGGAGACUGAAUUUCAAAAACAAUUGUCUGACUUUUAUAAACUAGCCAUGGAGUAUAUUGUUGACUGGAUUAAACUCAGCCCGCAUUUGUUCCAAGGGAAGAAAGUCACCAAGGCUUUGAUUCCUGGAAAAGUACUGAUUAUUUCAUACAGACAUCAUUAUUAUAAACUGGCUGUACUGCUGAGUGUCAAUCAGAAGAAAACGGAAAGCGAGUACAAUGUAUUGUGUUUGAAAAAUUCAAAUGAGUCUCAGGAAAAAUUGAACAAACCCGAAAAUUGGUACCGGAUUCUAUCACUGACCAAGAGGAAUAUUUUUGUACCUGAAGGCGUGCCCUCUCACGCGUUUUUGACGAUCAAGUCUGAGCAUAUCAAUGAAAUUACCAAUUGCAUGAUUGGCGCUGAUUGUAGUUUGGUUUUGAAGGAUUGUGAGAAGCGCAAGAUCUCAAGGUUCCAAAAUGACCCCCCGAGUCCGACGUGCCAAGCAGCUCUUCAGGAUCUGAUGUCGAUGUCGCUGAUGGCUAAUCAGAAUUCAGGAAUUUUAAAGCCUUAUGUUGAGGCCAGUGUAUCUCAUCCUGAUCAUGUAGCUAGGUCUAAAUAUCUAGCAGUGCUGGAGAAGCGAAUUGCUCAGAGUAAAGUUUCCAAGAUGCCUAAUUUGGAAAAGCACUUUGAAGCAGUCUUUGAACGCAAUGAGCUUGAACAACGGCUACAUGAUUUGCAGUUCCAAUUGAGCGAUGAAAGUCUCGCGCUUUAUCCCGAGUAUGUGAACAGGGUUCAGGUUUUGAAGACUUUGGGGUACAUUGAUGUUGAUGAUAGAGUAACUUUGAAAGGGCGAGUGGCGUUAGAUAUGGGCACUCAUGAAUUAUUGAUAACGGAGUUGGUUUAUCGGAAUAUUUUAACCAAUCUACAGCCAGCUGAGAUUGCUGCUUUGUUGUCUGCUCUGGUGUUCCAGCAGAAGAUGGACAAUGAUCCGGAGCCUAAAUUAGCAGUGCUUAAAGAGACAAUGAAAACAAUAAUCAGCAUCCGUCAAGAGAUAGAAACUAUAGAGCUUCAAUAUGGAAUGGAAACAGUCGAGCCACUUAAUUUCGGUCUGGUGGAAGUUGUUUAUGAGUGGGCUCGAGAAGAGCCGUUUGCCAAAAUAAUGGAACUUACAGAAGUCCAAGAAGGUAUUAUAGUCCGUUGCAUCCAGCAAUUAAACGACACACUGAAGGAUGUUAAAACAGCGGCAAAUAGAAUCGGUGAGACUGUUUUAAAAGAAAAAAUGGAGGAAGCUUCCACAGCUAUCAAGCGUGACAUUGUCUUCACGGCUUCGCUCUACACCCAGGAUUAG
Cotesia congregata is the source of this 3465-nucleotide messenger RNA. NCBI's taxonomy places the organism in Eukaryota, Metazoa, Arthropoda, Insecta, Hymenoptera, Braconidae. The record is from the annotation of a GenBank genome assembly.